Messenger RNA from Harpegnathos saltator (Jerdon's jumping ant), 1229 nucleotides. RefSeq lists its product as uncharacterized. The transcript has 5 exons. Bases 553 to 1197 code for a protein of 214 amino acids. The record is from RefSeq and is a predicted model, not a curated record. Lineage: Eukaryota; Metazoa; Arthropoda; Insecta; Hymenoptera; Formicidae.
GCACCGUGUGCCGCUGGCUUUACAGAUGCCUCUAUGUCGGCUGUACCGCUUUACGCGCAAUAAACUCGCAUAAUAUGCAACUUUCUUACGUAACACAGGCGUAACAGAAAACGCAGAACGUCUCUGAUUGGUUACGCGAUACACAUUACGCGGAAAAUAUCGGUCCAUUGGAUCGCAGCCUCAUUCUUCUCGAGUCGGGAUGUAUCCCGAAACUUAUUAAAAAAAAAGUGACAACCUUUAUGUCCACGACCGUACAUAUUUUUCGGGUUUUUCAUGUAUUGAGUCGGAGUUAACAGUCUAGUAAUACUGUAGAAGUCUGUAGAUUCCCCCCAAUUUCGUCGUGCAUGCGCGUAUAGCCUUAUCAAAUCACGAUACUGACGUUAUGCUCUGCUAUGCCUUUUAUUUGCAUUGUAUGCGUGGAAGCAUACGAAAGCAAAUAGGAGCGUACAGAACACACACUCAAUAUAUGUGUGUACAUGAGGCUGGCUGCAUAAAGAGAUAUCAGAAUUUCGUCAGAAAUAAGUAAUCGUAAAUAAUUGUUUAAAUUAUGCAAUGGAGUAUAAAUUAAACAACGCACUUUUGCGCUAUUUUAAGUACGUACAUACUCUUUAUGACGAAUGGUUGAUAAUUAACAGAACAAUCGAGACAUCACUCAAAAUUGUAGAUGAUCAGAACGAAAUACUUCGACUUAUCAGUGAUGAUGUAACUUACAAUGAUAUUGAGAUCGAUGAAGAACAACGACAAAGAUUGAUGUUUAAAAUCCUUAUAGUUCUUGACAAUGAACUUAAUAGUCUUUUUAGAAUUAUGUCGCAAUUCAACUAUACGAUUCAGGAUCUGAUGAAUCAUUAUGAUAAUGUAAUACAAUACAGAAGUAGGAUAUAUUUAGCAGAUAAAGAAAUGAUACCACUAAUCAUGGGAUCAUAUUGUCGACCAAGGCUUAGUUUACUCAUGGAAUGGACCACCAAGUCUCUUGAGUAUUUUAGGAAAUUGUAUUUUUGUAUCAAUAACGAGAUACAUAAUUAUAAUAAGGAAAAUAUUGCAGAUAAAGUACGUGCUGCUAUUAACCAGAUCAACAAUAGAACAUCUAUAAAGAACAUACUUGCAUAUACCCAAUAUAUGAUGAAGGAGGAGUUUCUUCAGCCAAAGCAUAAAAAUACAGGGGUCCAAAAAAUUAUAUCCAACAAUAUUAUAGAAUAAAGCACAGAAUAAAUUGACAAGAGAAAAAUCUU